AGGCAGUAGAUGUGGUCGGUCAGGCUGGUAAACCCAAAGCCAUCACCGGUUUCCAGACACACACCACGCCGGUGCUGCUGGCCCACGGGGAGAGAGCAGAACUGGCCACAGAGGAGUUCAUCCCUGUCACACCCAUCCUGGAAGGCUUCGUCAUCCUGCGCAAAAACCCCAACUACGACGCAUAGACACACACACACUCAUGCACUCUCACAUAUACACACACACACACACACACACACACACACAGGAAAAUGGGACCUCUGACACACACAAACACACUCAUCUUCCGUAUUUAAAGUCUCGUCAUCCUCCCCGAUGCCCUUCAGUCUCUCUCUCAGACAGAAAGACGUUUCAUUAACGUUGCUGUGACGUUUCCUCCUCCUCAUCAUCAUUUUGUAAUUAGAGCAUGAAGCGAGCGUGUGAGUUUAUGCUGAUUUAAACAUGUUUUGCUUGUUUUUGUUACUUGUUACUCUGUAAAAGGUUGAGAUACAAAAUUAAAAUAAUUGUGGUCAAACCAA
This is a messenger RNA of Danio rerio (zebrafish), 518 nucleotides long. It is a transcript of the gene psmd2, whose product is annotated as proteasome 26S subunit ubiquitin receptor, non-ATPase 2. The record is from RefSeq and is marked provisional. Lineage: Eukaryota; Metazoa; Chordata; Actinopteri; Cypriniformes; Danionidae. Gene Ontology annotation, biological process: regulation of protein catabolic process; proteasome-mediated ubiquitin-dependent protein catabolic process. Gene Ontology annotation, cellular component: proteasome complex; proteasome accessory complex; proteasome storage granule. Gene Ontology annotation, molecular function: enzyme regulator activity.